CGGAGCCAAAAUGUCUAUGGCCAGUGAUUUCUACCUGCGCUACUACGUGGGACACAAGGGCAAGUUUGGACACGAGUUUUUGGAGUUCGAGUUCCGGCCGGAUGGAAAGCUUAGAUAUGCCAACAACAGCAAUUAUAAAAAUGAUGUCAUGAUCAGAAAAGAGGCUUAUGUACACAAAAGUGUAAUGGAAGAACUGAAAAGAAUUAUUGAUGACAGUGAAAUUACGAAAGAAGAUGAUGCUCUGUGGCCUCCCCCUGAUAGGGUUGGUCGACAGGAGCUUGGAAUUGUAAUUGGGGAUGAACAUAUUUCUUUUACCACAUCAAAAAUAGGUUCUCUUAUUGAUGUAAACCAGUCUAAGAAUCCUGAAGGAAUUCGAGUAUUUUAUUAUUUGGUACAGGACCUGAAAUGUUUAGUUUUUAGUCUUAUUGGAUUACAUUUCAAGAUCAAACCUAUCUAA
This is a messenger RNA of Suncus etruscus (white-toothed pygmy shrew), 457 nucleotides long. RefSeq names its product protein mago nashi homolog. The transcript has a single exon. Lineage: Eukaryota; Metazoa; Chordata; Mammalia; Eulipotyphla; Soricidae. Gene Ontology annotation, biological process: RNA splicing. Gene Ontology annotation, cellular component: nucleus; catalytic step 2 spliceosome; exon-exon junction complex. The record is from RefSeq and is a predicted model, not a curated record. Bases 11 to 457 code for a protein of 148 amino acids.